CACCUCAAAUUUAAACAAUGGAAAACAAGAAGAACUUGCUCACCAAUUUUCUCAACUUCAAGUACUUCAUAGUUAAAAUAUUGAGAUAUUUUGGAAAUUACUACCAAUGCCAGCUAUUAAUGAACCAACUGUGAAGAGCUACCUGAGUCUUCUGGUGCAGAAACCAGAAAAUAUUUAAGCAGCUGAAGUUCCUUUACGAAGGAGAUUUGAAAGAAAUCUUAGAAAUCUUCAAGGAUAAUUCAAUAUAUGCUAGUUACAAUCUCAAAGAUGAUGAUCUUCUGGUAGUAAUUCCUCAUAAGAUCCCAAAUAAUCUCAGGAAGCACGUUGGACACCAAUUGAUAAAUAAGCAGAUAUCAAGCAUAAAAUAUGCUGAAUUUAAUAUAAACUGCUACUCUAUGCCAAGCUGUGCCUUUCUUCUUGAAUUCCUAUCUAAAAACACCAGCUUGAUUGGCCUCCUCAUAUUGACCCUCCAAAAGCCUGAACACCCCAAGAACGUUGAUCCCUACUACUACAAAUUCUAUGAACUUUUCAAGAGCCAUCUUCAAGAGCUUUUAAGUUCUGGGAAAGUCCUGAACUAUAAAAUAAUUAGUGCUUCAAAAAUGUAAGAAAUUACUG
Moneuplotes crassus is the source of this 615-nucleotide messenger RNA. The record is from the annotation of a GenBank genome assembly. Lineage: Eukaryota; Ciliophora; Spirotrichea; Euplotida; Euplotidae.